GUCAGCUGUAGACGCCAGCGGUUGCUAAGCGACGCCAAAACAAAGAGGAGGAGGGUCGGGAGAAGGAGGGAGGAGAAGCGGCUAUUCGGUUACCUGAGGCGAGGAGUCGGUUUUGGCUGGGAUAGCCCACUCGGCAGGAAAGGAACCGGGAAAGCAGAGAAAACAGGAAUUCUUAUGGAAAAUCCACUUGUAUUCAUGGAUAGUAAGGAUGUAUCAUGUACAGGUUUCUUUUCUGAAGAAGCAGAAGAGCCCAGUACAUCCUUCAGCAGAGAAGCAGAUAGCAUUGAAGACAUUAAAUUAACUGAGGAAGACUCUGGAGCCACAGCCAGUGUUGGCAUCAAACCGAAAUCCAUACAUCGUGCCAAAACAUGGUCAGAUGAAGUUGAGAAUUUGUACAGAUUUCAGCAAGCUGGCUAUAGGGAUGAAAUUGAAUAUAAACAAGUGAAACAUGUUGAUAUGGUAGAAAGGUGGCCAGAAACUGGAUUUGUGAAGAAGCUUCAGAGAAGGGACAAUACUUUCUAUUAUUAUAACAAGGAAAGAGAAUGCGAAGACAAAGAAAUCCAUAAAGUUAAAGUUUAUGCUUACUAAUUGUUGUAGCUUACCAUUGUCUGUGUGUUUGUGUGUGUGAGUGAGUGUGUCUGUGUGUGAGAGAGUGAGUUUUAAGAAAAAUUGUUGAACAUUGUUGUUUUUAUGAAUUAAAUGGAAACCAUUAAAACAGUGCUUCAAGACUAACCUGAUCAGAUUUUAAAUAUGGCCCACUCUUUCUCUAGAAAGGAGAAUAUAAGAUCAUUAUAUUGUUAAUGAACAAUCUCCCAUAAAGUGAUCCUUCAGUCUGUCAGGAAUCACUCUAGCCUGGCCCUUCAGAAUAAUAGCCCUACAGCUGACCAAAACGAUUCAGCUUGGGCAGACUGGGGCUUCGACAGAGCCCUCCCUUUAGAUCAGAAGUGGGCAACUAUGGCUCUUUAAUACAGUGUGAGCCUACAACUCCCAGCAGCCCUAGUCAGGAUACCUAAAGGAGAAGAAUUAUAGGAGCUGUAGUUCAAAAACCAUAGAAGGGCCAUAGCUGCCUACCAUAGUUUUAGUCCCUAGAUUUCAAUUUCCUCAUGUCUUAGCCUGUUAACUAGAACACAAACUGCAGGUGCAGAAGUAGCUUUGGUCAGGCUGUAUGGUCAAGUCAUAUGGUGGGGGCUAAUUUGCCUUUCCUUCAUUUACUAGGUUGCUGGUUACAUAAGGCAGUUUCCUCUCUUCUUAUUUCUC
Pogona vitticeps (central bearded dragon) is the source of this 1257-nucleotide messenger RNA. RefSeq names its product meiosis/spermiogenesis associated 1 (gene MEIG1). Lineage: Eukaryota; Metazoa; Chordata; Lepidosauria; Squamata; Agamidae. Gene Ontology annotation, cellular component: nucleus. The record is from RefSeq and is a predicted model, not a curated record.